GGGCUCGAAAGACUAAACUCCAAAAAAAAAAAAAAAAAAUCAAUCGAAAGACUAUAUUUAAAACUAAUUUCCCGAAUUUUCUUUUCUUUCCCGAUUCCCAUAUAAGAAUACGAAUACUUCUCUAAAAACCCAACAACCUUUCUCUCUCUAAACUGUCCUUCAACAGGAAAAAUGGCAGACCCACAUGAACCACUUCUCUCCACCAUGGAACAAGAAACAGCUUAUGAACCAACUGAGAAAAUCGAUGUUAUUGGAAUCAAUGAAAACGACGCCGCUUUUGAUGAUUCCAAAACGCCACCGUUUUCAUGGAAGAAACUCUGGUUGUUCACUGGACCAGGGUUUCUGAUGAGCAUAGCGUUUUUAGACCCAGGUAACUUAGAAGGUGAUUUACAGGCUGGAGCAAUUGCGGGUUACUCUCUUUUAUGGCUAUUGUUUUGGGCCACCGCUAUGGGCCUUUUAAUCCAGCUAUUAUCGGCCCGUUUAGGUGUUGUUACGGGCCGACACUUGGCUGAGCUUUGUCGUGAUGAGUACCCUAAAUGGACUAGGUAUUUGUUGUGGAUUAUGGCGGAAAUGGCUUUAAUUGGGUCGGAUAUUCAGGAGGUGAUUGGUAGUGCUAUUGCUUUGAAGAUUUUGAGUCAUGGGUUUUUACCACUUUGGUCUGGUGUUCUUAUUACUGCUUCUGACUGUUUCCUAUUUCUAUUUCUCGAAAACUAUGGUGUGAGGAAACUGGAAGCUGUUUUUGCAGUCCUAAUUGCAACAAUGGCUUUCUCUUUUGCAUGGAUGUUUGGUGAUACAAAGCCUAGCGGUUCAGAGCUCCUUGUAGGUAUUGUGGUUCCAAAACUAAGCUCAAAAACAAUUCAACAAGCUGUUGGUGUGGUGGGAUGCAUAAUUAUGCCUCAUAAUGUGUUCUUACAUUCCGCCUUGGUACAGUCGAGAGAUAUUGAUCACACCAAACGAGUGCGAGUAAAAGAGGCGCUCAAUUAUUAUACGAUUGAGUCCUCUGUUGCUCUCGUCAUCUCUUUCAUUAUCAACCUCUUUGUUACGGCUGUUUUUGCCAAGUCAUUUUACGGCACACCAGAGGCAGAGACUAUAGGCCUCUCGAAUGCUGGCUAUUAUCUGCAAGACAAGUAUGGGGGCGGGUUAUUCCCGAUUCUAUACAUUUGGGCCGCUGGGCUGUUAGCAGCUGGACAAAGUAGCACCUUAACGGGUACUUAUGCAGGGCAAUUCAUUAUGGGCGGUUUCCUAAAUCUCCGACUGAAGAAAUGGAUAAGGGCGUUGAUCACCCGAAGUUGUGCAAUCAUCCCAACCAUCAUCGUGGCUCUUAUAUUUGAUACGUCCGAUGAUAUGCUGGACACCCUGAAUGAAUGGCUAAACGUGCUGCAGUCGAUUCAGAUACCUUUUGCUCUCAUUCCACUCCUUUACUUGGUUUCCAAGGAAGACAUCAUGGGUGUUUUUAGAAUCGGCCCAGUUCUUAAGACACUAGCUUGGCUUGUAGCAGCUCUCGUGAUUGUAAUCAACGGGUAUCUAAUGGUAGAGUUUUUUUCCACCGAAGCAACAGGAUUACUGUUUGGUUCAGUAAUAUGUGUUUUCACAGCAGCAUAUACAGCAUUUGUCGCGUAUCUGAUUUGGCGGAGCAUUGCCUCCUCAUCUUGGUUUAGCUCCAGUAAGUUUAGGAACGAUAUGAUUGAGUAAAUUUACCGACUUUCAGUAUGCAGCGCUUAACUCUGUGUUCGGCAUGUUCAUCUUCGCUCUUCGGGGUUGAGUUCGUUGCAUCUUCUAAUCGAUUUGCAUCAUAAUUAUUUUUGGAGGGCCAGUGUUUGUACAAAUCUAAGUGGCUUUCUGUACUUCUUUGUGCCAAUGCAAGGCUUAUUGCAAGAGCAUUACUAUCUCUGCCAUACAGAGAAUUCCUUUAUGUAUACUUGAUUGUGAAUAACAACUAUUAUAGCAUAAGGGGUAGUGUUUAUUUUGCAUUUUUUUUAAUUGGGGUCGAAACAAAGAUGUAAUUAAGCUAAAGCAAAACUAAUGGAGUAUAUAAACUAAUGUUUAAUGCACUUUAUUUUGGAAGCCUAGUGGAGUCAUGCAUUUUAUCCAUAUGAACGAUUAUUGGUAUUGAUAUAUUGGUUCAUGUAGUCGACUAUUGUUGUGGUGGUGGAGGAUUCGUGCAUAUUGAACGCAAUGCUCGGAACCACCUAUGUUUAGCUUCGAAAGUGAAAGUAAGUGUGCCUUUUUUUGGUCCUUUGAUGUACUCGACAGUCAGCAACGGGUAGUCGACACUCGCUUUGUUUACAUUUAUUUGGAAGCCUAGUAGAGUUGUGCAUUUUAUCCGUGUGAAAGAUUAGAUUGAUAUAUUGGUUUAUGUAGCCAGUUAUUGUUGUUUUCAUGGUGGAUUCGUGCAUAUUGAACGCAAUGCUUGGAACCACUUAUGUUUAGGUUUAAAGUGAAAGCAAGUGUGCCUUCGAUGUACUCAGCAAUGAGCAAUGGGUAGUCGGCACUUGCUUUGUCUGCAUUUAUUUGAUUCAUUGCCCUUAUUCGCCUUAGAGCAUUCUUAGCAAUUUUUUUUAAAGUUCAUCUCACUAUUAAUGACUUUUCUCUCUUUUAUAAGUUCAUCUUACCAAUUCUUAUUAAGAAUAAACUCUUUUUAAAAGCUUA
Molecule: messenger RNA, 2649 nt
Organism: Amaranthus tricolor (Joseph's coat)
Lineage: Eukaryota; Viridiplantae; Streptophyta; Magnoliopsida; Caryophyllales; Amaranthaceae
Product: metal transporter Nramp3.2-like
Exons: 4
Coding region: 172-1692 (506 amino acids)
Biological process (GO): positive regulation of reactive oxygen species metabolic process; metal ion transport; defense response to bacterium
Cellular component (GO): vacuolar membrane
Molecular function (GO): cadmium ion transmembrane transporter activity; manganese ion transmembrane transporter activity
Source: RefSeq, a predicted model, not a curated record